This is a messenger RNA of Amoebophrya sp. A120, 516 nucleotides long. Lineage: Eukaryota; Dinophyceae; Syndiniales; Amoebophryaceae. The record is from the annotation of a GenBank genome assembly.
AGUAGCAGUUCGCUCGAGGUGGAUUGUCAGAAAGGAGUAGCCCAAUAGAUGAAAACUGAAUGUAAAUUAGAUGUUUCCUGUUCCCUCUCACUUGAGAUGGAUCGAUUGCAGGAGAUCGCGGCUUUCCAAGAGUGCUCAUAUGCCAGUGAAAUUGACUCAAAGCCUGAAUGAUGUGAAAAGGCACCGGCCGCGUUCGUUUUGUUUUUAACCUUUCGGAAGCAAGGCACGUCACCCGCCGUCCCGAUUCUUCGCGUGACAUCGGCAGGUAGAUAAUCUGCGUCCCAGACCGUCGCUCAACCAUGUCCACACUGAGCGAAAAUAAGUCACUGGUACUACAACGCCAUAUUUUUUUCUGCAUUUAUUAUGCCUCACGCGGCUGUUGCCAUACGAAUUUCAAAAGUAGGUAGCUCUGUAAAAGUUUCUGUAUUUAUUUUUUUUUUGUGUUGUAAAAAAUCAUCAAUUAUACCGUGGCGCUUGGCUCCUAAUCCGCAUGGUAUACUCGAUUCCACAAGUUGA